Baudoinia panamericana UAMH 10762 is the source of this 958-nucleotide messenger RNA. RefSeq lists its product as uncharacterized. Gene Ontology annotation, cellular component: mediator complex; core mediator complex. The record is from RefSeq and is a predicted model, not a curated record. The transcript has a single exon. Bases 136 to 948 code for a protein of 270 amino acids. Lineage: Eukaryota; Fungi; Ascomycota; Dothideomycetes; Mycosphaerellales; Teratosphaeriaceae. Gene Ontology annotation, biological process: regulation of transcription by RNA polymerase II. Gene Ontology annotation, molecular function: transcription coregulator activity.
CCACAGCGGCAGCUUGCGUGCCUGCCGAUCUGGUCACGCUACGAUUGUUAGCGCGCUGUCUCCAUUAGCACUUGUUCUUUACGUUCCUUUGGGUACAGCGGAUGACGGGCAAGAAAUCCACGGUAUAGCGCGAUAAUGGCAGACCAACAGCAGGGUCAAGCUCAAGCUCAAGCACAACAGCAAGAGCGCAUGCAAGCGCCCUUCCCUCAACCACCGCCCUUCUACAAGCAUUUUACCCCAGACAACCUCGCUCACCUGCGCAAACUGCGCAAGGAAGCCGGCGUAUCCACUCACCAGCCUGACUUAAGCACUCAAGACCAACCUCAUCAUGACAUCGACAUCUUCUCUCUACCAACCGAACUCCGCUACCUUAUCCCACCACCUCCACCACCCACAACCAGCGACUUCCUCGCUUUCGGCCUCUCACGCUCCCUCUCCGCCCCCUCGCAAACGCUCGCGGAACUCAACAUCGAAUCCCUACUACCUCCGGGCGCAGAACUCAACCCGGGACCGCACUUAAUCUCCUUAGCGAGAAGUCACCUUGCAACCUUUCUACUACUAGUCGGCAAUCUGUCACAAAACCCAGCAGAGGGAUGGGAAGCCACUACGAAGGAUCUCGAGGUGUUGGUGGCGAAUAUGCAUGAGGCGAUCAAUAGGUACAGGCCGCACCAGGCGAGGGAGACGCUAAUUGGGAUGAUGGAGGAGCGGGUGGAGAGGAUGAGGGAAGAGGUUGAGAGGGUUCGAGAGGCUAAGUCGAAGGUGAGGGAGUUGUUGGAGGUCGGUUUGAGUGGCCCGAGUGACGGAGGUGAGGGUGGAGAGGCUAUGGAUGUGGAUACCGAUGCGCCAGGAAGAUCAAAGACUAUGGACACACAGCAGGAGAAGGAGAGACGAGCACGACAGAUGGCAGCUUGGGCGGCGAUAGAAGAUGUCAUGAACUCAACAGAGUGACUCGAUUUGC